This is a messenger RNA of Prorocentrum cordatum, 1498 nucleotides long. The record is from the annotation of a GenBank genome assembly. Lineage: Eukaryota; Dinophyceae; Prorocentrales; Prorocentraceae.
AGCAGCUUGAGCGCCCAAGCCGUUUUUUUUCACCGGGAGGCCGGCAGGCUCGGCUUGCCGCCCGCCCGCUCGCGCGCCCCCCAUGGAUGGGCCGAAUUUUCCACCACCCCUACCAUCGGCAGAUCGGCCCAUCACCCAUGACAGAGAAGCUGGUGGCGCACUACGCGGACAAGGGCGCUCUCGACCUGCAUACGAGCAGCUGCGCCGAGCUGCAGAUCGCACGGAUCUACACCAGGAAGCAGACUCAGAUUUGCCUCGCGAACGGGUACGACAGCGGCAACGACAACUCCGACGACGACGAGCAGGACGGAUAUCUGUUCACGGAGCGCUACUACCACGACAAUGGCAACCAGAAACACUUCCGGACAUACCAGCAGUUGCCAGGACUGGGUGGCGGACCUCCGGUCCAGCGGGUCGUAGAGGAGAAGCACUUCGAUGUGGGCGGCGUGUGCCGGAUGGACAUUCAUUUCGGCUUGGGCCAGCCGUAUCUGAGCAGGAAACAUUUUUACGAGAAUCAGCGCCUGAAGUCGGAGCAGCUCUUUUUCGUUGAGGACGAGCGCACGAUGGCCUCCAGGAAGGCGGGCCACUGGCGCGAAUACUAUCCGGGAGGGAACGUCAAGUCGGAGGUCGUGUACGAUGCCAAUGGUAUGCGUUGUGGCUUCUGCAAGCGCUACGGCGAGGACGGUACAGUGUUGUGGGUCAAAGACUACACGAAGGAGUACCAAAACAGGAUCGACGACUUCAACUCGCGCAAGGGCCUCGUGGACCUGAGCUCCGUCGACGAGGCCGCGCAGCUGCUGGGCUUCAAGGAGGGCAAGCUGCCGCAGGACGCCGGCGAGGUCGACAGGAUGUACCGCAAGCGCUGCCUCCCGCUGCACCCGGACAAGACGCCCGACCCGGACGCCGCGGAGCGCUUCAUCGAGGUUAGCCGCGCGCGGGAGCUCCUGCUCAAGCACCUGGCCGACCUCGCGGGCUCCUGAGGAGAGCUGUCGGCGGCGCCCCGCCCCCCCGCGCCCCGUGCCGAAGGAGGCCCGAGAAGCCGCGGUCGUCUCUUCCGGCGCAUGCGGGCGCGGGAGUCUGGGGAUCAGCGUUAUCGGCACCUUUUUUUUGGUUUCCCCACGUUUGAUUUCAAGGGGGAGCCUGUCUUAUUCAAGUCCUGCAGGCGUGCCAGUUCUACACUUGGAGGGCACUUUCUUGUGCAGGCACGCAUGGCCACGAGUGGAUGCCACUCGUGGCAUCGGUUCUCCCAUUCUAGACGUUUUCACGCGGAUUGCUAUGUUUGUUUCGCCGAUCAAGAGGUGCAUGCUGACAUCUUCUGCGCCCCUUCACAAUCAUCACAUGAUACGCAAGCGAGCAAUAUGCACAAUUAUCUGGGGACGGCAACUGGGCCCCAAAGAAGCUAGUCUUCUCUCGAGCCGCUGAGCUCUAAGCCUUGGGUCGAGAUCUGGCUCAAGCCUUCGGCCGUUUCGGUGGCAGGGAUGUCUUGCGCAUGCCUCCC